Gambusia affinis (western mosquitofish) is the source of this 3394-nucleotide messenger RNA. RefSeq names its product DnaJ (Hsp40) homolog, subfamily C, member 10 (gene dnajc10). The record is from RefSeq and is a predicted model, not a curated record. The transcript has 25 exons. NCBI's taxonomy places the organism in Eukaryota, Metazoa, Chordata, Actinopteri, Cyprinodontiformes, Poeciliidae. The coding region runs from base 395 to 2773 and encodes 792 amino acids.
UACGUCAUCUUCAUGUGGUUGCGGAGCUUCAAAUUGCAUCAAGGUGCCAUAAAUAUUCGAGCUAGUUUCCGUGAGUUUAAAGGUUCUCGUGUCAAAAUAAAAGUUCAAAUUCAGCCGUGAGUAUUUGGAAACGCUCCUGCCCUUUCUUUUACUGGCUCUUAGAUGGGAAGCAAAUAACUAUGAAUUGAACGACGCAGUCAUGACUUUGUUUCAAACGUUUCGGUUAUCCACAAGACUUUAUUUUGAUUGAAAAGAGACGGAAGUUGCUCCGUUAUCGUGAACAACUUGAUACCGGCAUGAGCCGGAUGCUGAUGCGGAUCUUCAUCUGCAGGCUGGAAGGUGUUGAAUCUCCUCGGAGUUCCAGGUUCUAGGGGUUACAGUAGGAGGACCAGAGAUGGGGCCCAGAGUCGUCAACAGGGUCUUAAGACCUGUUAUCCUCACGCUGUCGCUGGUUUUCGUCUUUGCCAUCUUGCUGGCGGCGGUUUGUGCUAAGGAGUCGGACUACUACGAGCUGCUGGGGGUCAGCAGGGAAGCGACGACAAGAGAGAUCCGACAGGCGUUCAAGAAGCUGGCGCUCACCAUGCAUCCUGACAAAAACCCUGGCGACUCCUCGGCUCAUGAGAAGUUCCUGAAGGUGAAUCGGGCGUAUGAAGUGCUGAAAGAUGAAGACUUGAGAAAGAAAUAUGAUAAAUAUGGAGAAAAGGGAUUGGACGAGCAGCAAGGAGGACGCUACGAGAGCUGGAACUUCUACCGCUACGACUUUGGUAUCUACGAUGAUGAUCUGGAGAUUAUAACUUUGGACAGCGGAGACUUUGAAGCAGCAGUGAACUCUGGAGAAAUCUGGUUUGUCAACUUCUACUUUCCACGAUGCUCACACUGCCACCAGCUGGCUCCAACGUGGAGGGAGUUUGCCAAGGAGAUGGACGGAGUGAUCCGGAUUGGAGCGGUGAACUGUGGAGACAACAACCAUCUGUGCAGGAGGAAAGGCAUCAACAGCUAUCCCAGCCUGUACAUCUAUAGAGCAGGACAGAGGCCGGAGAAAUUCACAGAGGAGAGAACCAGAGACAACCUGGUUCGCUUCUCCAUGCAGUUCAUCACUACAACAGUCACUGAGCUGUGGCAGGGCAAUGUGUUCACUGAGAUAGAGAACGCGUUCUCGUCAGGACUCGGCUGGCUUAUCACCUUCUGCUCUGAUACUGGAGAUUGUUUGGAGCCUAGGACACGACAGAAGCUUGCCGGAAUGUUGGAUGGUCUUGUUAAGGUGGGAUGGAUGGACUGCGCUACACAGCAACAGCUCUGCGAUAGUUUUCAAGUGACAAGUGGAGCCACUGCUUUGUUCCCUCCUGGAAGUUCUCUGGAAAAGCAAGGCAGCGUACUGUGGUUGAAGACUUUGGAUAGCAGGGAGAUCUACAAUCAGGUCAUUGAUCAUCUGCCUGAUCUGGAACUGCUGACGAGUGACAGUUUCAAGAAGAAACUGGCCCAUCAUCGCUGGUUGAUCAGUUUUACGUUCAGUGGCCGAUCGGCCUCCAGCGAGUACAAGAAGCUUCAAGCGUUUCUUCGAAAUGAUCACAUACAGGUCGGCAGAGUGGACUGCGUCGCAGACUCUGAGCUGUGUCAGACUCUGUACAUCCACAAACCCUGUGUGGCUGUUUUUAAAGGACUGGGAAUCCACGACUUUGAGAUCCACCAUGGGAAAGACGUAUUGUACAACAUCGCGGGUUUUGCCAGGGAUAGCGUUCGCGCUCAUGUGACAACGCUAAGGCCAGACAACUUCCCCUCUAACAGGAAGGAGCCCUGGCUCGUUGACUUCUUUGCUCCGUGGUGUCCUCCAUGUCGAGCCUUACUUCCUGAACUGAGAAAAGCUUCCAUCCAGUUGGCUGGACAGAUGAAGUUUGGCACCUUGGACUGCACCAUCCACCAUGACUUGUGCUCCACGUAUAACAUCCAGGCGUAUCCCACCACGGUCAUCUUUAAUGGCUCCUCCAUGCACGAAUACGAAGGACAUCACUCAGCGGACGGCAUCCUGGAGUUCAUACAGGAUCUGGUCAGCCCAUCUGUGCUGGUCCUGGAUCCCUCCAGCUUCACAGAGAAAGUUAAAGGCAGAGCUGCGGGUCAGACCUGGGCGGUGGACUUCUACGCUCCUUGGUGUGGUCCCUGUCAGGCCAUGAUGCCUGACUGGAGACGCAUGGCUCGGAUGGUUUCAGGUCAAAUCCUGGUGGGUUCAGUGGACUGUCAGCGCUUCCAGACCUUCUGCCAGAGUCAGGGGGUGAGGGCGUACCCUGAAGUCCGCCUGUACUCUGGGAACACCAGGCAGCCAGACCGCUUUACGAGUUACAAUGGCUGGCACAGAGACGCACAUUCUCUCAGAGCAUGGGCUCUCAGUUCUUUGCCCAGAGUAUCGGUGGAUCUGACUCCAGAGACGUUCAGAUCCCAGGUUCUUUCGGGUCGGGAUCACUGGGUUCUGGAUUUUUACGCCCCUUGGUGUGGACCUUGCCAACACUUCGCUCCAGAGUUUGAGAUCCUGGCUCGGAUGGUUAAAGGGGAGGUCCGGGCCGGGAAGGUGGACUGUCAGGCUCAUCAUCAGACGUGUCAGUCAGCUGGAAUCACCGCCUACCCAACGGUCCGAUUUUACCCAAACCUGGGAACUCGGAGGUAUGAACACAGUGGGGAGCACAUUAACAGUCGGGACGCAAACACAAUCGCUGACAUCAUCAGACAUCGGCUAGAGAAGCUGUCGCCACGGUUACACAACACACCAAAGGACGAGCUCUGACAGACAAAGAGGUGCCAUAGAAGCCCAACAACCUGAGGGAGGAAUGUAUUUGGAUUUGAUUGGUUCGGUGAGUCAGCACUCCAGGAGUUGACAACAGAUGAGACGGUCAAGUCACCGGCUGAUGUUCCUGUCUUGAAUCAACUGAACUCUCUAGCCUUAAUUUUAUCCGCUAUUAUUUUGUCUCAAAUGUUUGUAUUUACUCUAUGAAGUAAACUUGUGAGGCAGUAUGGAAUAUUGUACAUGUUACUGAUACAGUUGCACACACAACCUAAUGAGGACACACUACUGUACUGAAGUGUUCCUGAAGGAGCAUUUUCAGAAACAACUUUGUUAAAAAUAAAAUUUUUGCAGCCCUAUCUAGUUUUAUUCGGUUUGUUUUAAACAAAUAUGUAUAUUUUUUGCAUAGGUAAGCCAGACCUAAAUGUAAAUCGUUAAUGUUUUUAUGUGUCAUUGUAUUUGAUUUUGACUCUACUGGCUCUGUUGUUUUGAUGGGGAACAAAAGUUCUGGAUGCCAACUUGUUAAAAAAAGUUAUAAAUUGACAAUUACACUUAUGGUAAUGGCAAAUUUAUAUAAAAAAGAAUACAAAUUGAAACAAAUAAAACAUUAUUUUUUCAAUGUUA